Molecule: messenger RNA, 3180 nt
Organism: Leptopilina heterotoma
Lineage: Eukaryota; Metazoa; Arthropoda; Insecta; Hymenoptera; Figitidae
Exons: 4
Coding region: 1-3180 (1059 amino acids)
Biological process (GO): proteolysis
Molecular function (GO): aspartic-type endopeptidase activity
Source: RefSeq, a predicted model, not a curated record
AUGUCGGACCGUAAAUAUGAGGUCAUAAAACAAGACCAAGAACUUCUUUUUAGUUCUAUUCAAAAAAUCGCUAAUCGAGUUCAAUCUGCAAUCAAUCCACCCCGCCAGUUAUUGCUUGGACGUUUAUCCAAUUUACAAGAUUUUUGGGAGAAAUGUCGAGUAAAUCACGUGCAGCUAACUGCAACCACACAAUCGGCCACUGAAAUCGACGAAACUAUUGACAUGUAUGAUCCUGACAAAUUUUUCGAAAUCGAGGAGACUUACGAGGAUGCCGUGGACUUCAUCCUAUCCAAACUACCAGAUCAACCGAUUAUUCAGAGAGCAAGUGACAGGUCUCCAUCUGGAGAUCAUUCGACGGCUACAAAUGCAAGGUCAUCGACGUCAUCAGUUCAUCUGCCUCGCAUCAACAUCCCCACAUUUUCUGGAUCGUAUAGUGAGUGGCUUUCAUUUCGAGACUUAUUUACUUCGCUAAUUAUCAAUAAUAAUUGUAUUUCCGACGCAGAAAGAUUACAUUAUCUUAAACUCAGUUUAAAAGACGAAGCAUUAAUUAUCGCUCAAAAUCAGCCCGGUAAUGCUGAUGACUUUAAAUUAAUUUGGCAAAAUCUAGAAUCACGGUAUAAUAACAGUAAAGCUUUAAUUUUUGAUUAUUUAAAAAGGAUUACUGAUUUUCCGGAUAUAACUGUUGAUUUUUUAAACAACUUAAAAAGUUUACGCAAUUUGAUUAUAACUGUUACUACCGCUUUGAAAAAUUUACAACGCCCUAUUGAUGAGGGGAACGAUCUUUUUAUUUUUAUUCUAAUAAACAAACUCGACAAAUUGUCUCGUGAUCAGUGGGAAUUGCUCGUCAGUGAUACAACAGAUCCUCCCUCUCUCGAUCAAUUUAAUAAAUUUUUAGAUUCACGCAUUCGUGCACUUGAAGCAUCUGCAGCAACAAAAAAGCGAAAACAUCAUCGCAAUGUGUGUGAGAGUAAAAAUGUUUGUUCUGUGUGUAAGAAACAACAUCAUUCGCUUUUACAUCGUGAUCAAAAUGUAAAUACCGCUUCUUUGAAAGAAUUGAAAUUAAAAGAAAGUGACUACACACAAGAUGCUUCAAGUUCACAAAACAAAUCAGAAACUGAAUCUUUCAAACUUUCUAAUCACCUUAAUGCUACAGAAAAACGAACAGCUGUUCUUUUAGCGACAGCUCGAGUAAUUGUUGAAGCGGCUGAUGGGCGCCGAGUGCAAGUUCGUGCCUUGCUCGAUCAAGGCUCCGAGGCUUCUUUCGUGUCUGAAUCUGUUGUUCAAUUGUUGCGACUUCCUCGAAAAUCAUCAAAUGUUUCUGUUUCCGGAUUGGGCGGAAAUUUCUCGAAAAAAGUCUUAUUUUCAGUCCCUCUUGUAGUGAAACCUGUCAAAUCGGGAUCUGAAUUAUUCACAACCAGAGCGUUCGUUUUGCCCAAAAUCACCAGUUACAUUCCGACAGAAUUCGCUCUCGCAAAUAUUCCGCCAAACUUACGUGAUUUAGAAUUUGCAGAUCCAUGUCCAUGGUCUACUGAACCAAUCGAUCUUCUCAUCGGUGCUGAUUUAUAUGGCAAGACAUUGUGCACCAAUUUUUCGGCUGGAUCCCUUUCUGUACCAGUUCAAGUGACCCUUACUCAAUCGCAUCAUGUCAAUGUUCACCUCUGUAUCAAUGAAAUUGAUAACAAUCUGCGCAGAUUCUGGGAAUUGGAGGAAAUUCCAUCUAAUCCCAUUUUGACUAAGGCUGAACGUGAAUGUGAGACUUAUUUUUCUGAAACAACUGAAAGAUUGCCAAGCGGUAGGUUCCAAGUCAAACUUCCUUUUAAUCAACCUCCAACGGUGUUAGGUGACUCUCUUAAAAUUGCUACUGCUUCUCUCAACAAUGAUUCCAACUCGCAAAAGGUUUUUAUUCCUCAUCAUUGUGUAAUGCGAGAACUCAGUCAAACAACCAAAUUAAGGGUUGUUCUUAAUGCAUCAAGCCCAACCGCUAAUGGAAUUUCGCUUAAUGAUUGUUUACACAUUGGUCCCAAAUUGCUAAAUGAUAUUUUGUCUAUUCUUUUAAGGUGGCGUCAACAUCAAUUCGUUUUCUGUGCCGACAUAGCAAAUAUGUUUCGGCAAAUUUUAGUGUCUCCAGAGGAUCGGAAAUAUCAAUGCAUUCUCUGGCGCGAUUCUCCUGAUCUUCCGCUCCAAGUCUACGAAUUAAAUACUGUCACGUAUGGCAUGAGAAGUUCUCCGUACCUGGCAAAUCGUGUUAUGCGCCAAUUAGCUCUUGACGAACAAAAAAGAUUUCCCAUAGCUGCUUGUGUUCUUUAUAACGACACAUAUGUAGAUGACACUUUUGUAGGAGGAUCGGAUAAACCUUCGACAAUAAAACUAAGAGACAAUCUUAUCGAAUUGACCAAACUUGGAGGAUUUCCUUUGCGUAAAUGGUGCAGCAAUGAUUCGGAUUUGCUUCAAGAUUUAUCUGAAAUGGAACACGGAAUAGCAGUAGAGAUUCCUCUCGGUGAAUCUUUAGGGUUUAAAGUCCUAGGAAUUUUUUGGGAACCUUCUACCGACGCUUUUAUUUAUCGCUUUUCAAAAUUGUCAUCCGAGAAUCCAUCAAAACGUACUUUAUUAUCAGCUGUUGCAAGUCUUUUUGAUCCAAUGGGAUGGAUUUCUCCCGUUACAAUUACGGUCAAAAUUCUUUUACAAAAAUUGUGGUUACGAAAACUCGAUUGGGAUGAUGAAUUGCCCUCUGAUUUGGCUCACGAAUGGCGUGAAUUUUGUGAAAAAUUGCCCUGUUUGUCUCAGGUUUCGAUUCCCAGGUGGCUUACUACAAAUAACAAUUUGACAUCAAUUCAGAUACACGGAUUCUCGGAUGCCUCGAGUAUCGCUUAUGGUGCUGCAGUGUAUUGUCGUGUCAUCGACUCUUCAAAAAAUAUUUCAGUAAAAUUGUUAAUCGCAAAAACAAGAGUUGCUCCGCUCAAAACCGUAAGUAUUCCUCGGCUAGAAUUAUUAGCCGCUACUCUUUUAUCAACUCUUAUCAAAUUCGUUAUCAAAUCUCUUAAAUUUAUCGAUGUACCGAUUUUUUGUUGGACAGACUCUACCAUUGUCCUCAGCUGGUUACAAAAACAACCAUCCACGUGGACAUUAUUCGUCGCUAAUAGGGUGUCUUCGAUUCAAACAGACUUACCUACAGCCGUAUAG